UUGUUACACUUUAGAGAAAAAUGUGAAUAAAAGUGGUAGAUAUGAAUAAAAGCAAUAAAUCAACGAUUUUUGCUAUCUUUUUCUGUUUAAUAUACUUUUCUUGCUUAACACCUAUUAUAUGGGCUCAGGUAUUAUCAAAUGGAGACUGUCUUAGCUAUGCCUCCUUUGAUUACUUUCGUCAAUCUCCCGGAGGAUAUGAUUCUUCGGAGUCAAUGGAUGGUCAGCUUUGUGCAGCCCUUUGCGCUAAAGUAUGGAUGCCUUACGCGGGUGUUGUGUUGAAGAAGCAUUGUUUGUGUGCGUAUGAAAACGAUAGACCCGCUAUUGAAGCCAUAGAAAAGGUGUCCAAUGAGUUAUGCGAUAUCAGUGAUGACUACAUGCGCUACUAUGAGGGCAAAGUUAUUCACCCGAUCGUGGAUUUGUCCAUUAAAUCAGAAAAAGAAGAGAUUUCUAUAGAUGAAGAAAUUAGGUUUGAUGUCAGUAUAAAUAGCGGAGAAGAAGUUGAGUUUUCUGUUGAUUUUGGCGACAACACUGAUCCGACUGAAUGGAGUUCUCAAAUGCAAUUCAAACACAAGUAUUUGGUUCCGAAUUCAUAUAUGAUUGUAGUCUUUGCCCGACAACCACAACAUCUAAAUCGCAGAAUUUUAACAGAAGUUACUUAUAUUAAAGUAACAAAUGAAUUGUUUAACGAAAAUAUUCACUUCAAAUGUCCGAGAGUUGUGGAACCGGGAGAUCCAGCACUUUGUAAUUUAACAAUAACUAAUGGUCAGUCUAUGGAAAUGAGUGUCGACUUUGGUGACGGAACAUCUGUUUCUACAAUACCAUUGCCAGAUAUACCGAUCAGAUCAUUGGGUGUUAACAUUCCUCAAUAUAAAAAUGAAAAAGUAAAUUAUGAAAAAAUAUUAAAAAUCGAGGAUUUGCUUUUAAUUCCAUUACCCGAACAAUAUCUUGAUAAUCCCGGAGCUAUUCAAGCAAUUGAAGGUCAUGGUUCAGCACCGGGAGAUUUGCAAGUGUUUAUUUUGCGAAAAGUGUGUACAGAAGGUAAUGAUUGUCCGGCAAAUGGCAUCACUUGCUUUGAGCCGUCGGCUCUUUGCGUAAUAAAUAAGGGCUGUUCUGAUAAUUGUAAAGCAUUUCCACCGCAAACAAAGACAUUAUAUAAUAUUGUGAAAACAUUUUCGCUGACUAUACUCGAGGGACACUUUUAUCUCAAGUCAAGCAGUUCUUUCCGCUUGAAUGCUGGCGAUGUGUUGGCCAUUAAGAGUAAAGGCGCCCAAUUGGCUCACAGAAAGGCCACACCAGAAGAAAUACCAGAUUUUAUAUCCAAACAAAACAGCGAAGAUCUGACAACUAUUUUAUCUGAAAAUUUCAAAGAAGUUAAAGGAAUAAAACACUUCAUAAGACUUAUAGUUAGCGAACCACUAAUACUGUCUGUUCCUCACGAGUACGCAGAGAGUGGUCAUUACGGUAUAAAACUUUUACUGAAGAAUGAAUGGAUGGAAAAAGCAAUUUCAAGAGAAAGUUCUAUUAAUAUUCAAAGUAGUAUUUCAAAGAUACGAUUAACUGUUACGCCUCCCAACACUCCUGUCAAUCAAAAAGUUGAUAUCACUAUUCAGUUAAAUAAAGGUUCAAAUAUUAAAGUUAUUUGGGAUUUUGGUGACGGAACCGUUGUUAACGACCAAAUACCAGAUAUAAAAUCAAGUCAAAGAUUUGUGAAAUCGCAUAAAUAUAGUCAACCGGGUAUUUAUAUUAUCAAAAUAAAAGCCGAAAAUCUUCAGGGAGAAACUUCAACAUUUCAUCAGUUAAUAGCCGAACAUCCGGUUCAUAAAAACUGGAAAAUAAUGUCAGACUCCCCGCAAUUACUUCCCGGUCAGGUCACUCUUAAUUUUAGUUAUCCAAUCGACAAAAUAUUGCCUACAAAUGCUAGCACUAUCAUUGAUUUUGGAGACGGAAAACGGGAGAUUUGGACCAUUCCCGACACCAAUUGGGAAGGAAUUCAUAAUAUUAAACACGAAUAUGAAAAGCCGGGCAAAUAUAAUGUUAAAGUCAAUAUGAGUAACAUUGUCUCAACAAUUAUUAGAAGAUUUCAGAUUGAUGUUUUGAGACGUAUUACGGGCUUAAAAAUUGGUGCAAAAUAUUUUAAUCCUGAAAGAGGUUUUAUUGGUGGAAUGGGAGCUAACAAUGACUACUUUCCUAUUGAUAGACAAAUUAAUUUUACUUUUUCAACGAUUACUGGAGAUACUGAAUAUUAUGUAAUUGAAUUAAAUGGUCAGUCAUUGAAAAAUUCAACAAAAAAUAUGACAACAUUUAAGGCACACGAGCCUGGUUUUUAUAAUUUUACAUUUUUUGGUUACAAUAACAUCCAAAAAAAAUCUAAACCAUUCAAUCUUCCGCUAUAUUUAUUGGAACCAAUUGAAGGCAUGGAUGUGAUUGACGUUUCUAAUGAUACAAUUGAACCGGAAAUAAAAAGAUUUAUAAUUGAAUUUGAAAAGAUCGGAACAAAUACAUGUCUUAUUAUUGAUUUUGGAGAUAAUAAACCAGAAGUUGAAGCGUUUGGCGAUAACGCUAAUUGUAAACAAUUAUUCCCUGAAAUAAAGUUUUCAUUGAUUGGAAACCUAACAAAUCCAAUGGAAAUUGCAAAACAAUACGAAAAUCCUAAAGACUAUAAAAUUAAAUUUUUGAUUAACAAUCAAAUAUCGAGUCUUUCCAGAGAUAUAAUGGUUACUGUUAUAGAAAUUAAUUGCAAACCUCCAAUUGUAAGCAUUAGAAAUAGAGUAAUAAAUUGGAGAAAAGGCAUUGAAUUCUGGAAAUCAAAACCAAUUCAACUUUUCUCUAAAACGAUAGUCGACUGCAACGCCACAACAUCUGUGACAAGAGUUUGGGAUGCCUUCAGACUGGAUGACCAAAACGGAACAGUUAUUGAAAGGAUAGACUUGUCGUCCUUAGACUCGCACCGCAAAAGUUUUCUCUAUGUUUCGCCUUUUUUCUUGUCCGACGGUUUCUAUAAAUUUAAGUAUUCAAUAAACAUGACGUCUCCCGAUCCGCAUCCGUUACUCCCUUUUUACGCUUCAACCUAUACGUUCGUUAAAGUAGUCAGAUCUCCCAUUUCCGCACAGUUAGCUGAAGGUGCACAAUCUCGUGUUAUUCGAGGAUGGGGUCAAAGAAUCCGUUUCGCACCGGGAGAUUUCUCAAGAGAUCCCGAUGACGAUAAUAACAAAAAUUUUGAGGUCAAAUGGUUUUGCAGACGAAUUCCCGAUGAAAUGAUAAAUAGUUUGUUACCCGAUGAGAGACAAAACUUUUCAGAACCACUUUACGAUAGAACCGGUAUUGACGAAGAAUGGGAUGACGAAGAUGGCGGCGGAUGUUUUGGUCGCGGACCAGGACGAAUUAAUGUCACCGGAACUGAAGUCGAUUGGAAUACAACAGUAUUUCGAAGACCUGGUCUGACAUAUGAAGUAAUAGUUCAAUUGAUUCCUCCGGACAGAGCACCUUCUUGGGGAGCAUUGCAGAUGGUUUUGCUUAAGAGAAGACCGCCUUCAAUCAUAGUCUUAUGUCAAACACAGGCUCUUUGUUUCCCUCAUUUCCCAAUCGGACAAAAAAUAAAUCCCGUGAGAGUUGGUCUCGAAGGUAAAUGUCGUGAGAAUUGUGAGGGAGAUCUUCUGUAUGAGUGGUCUAUAUAUGGAGUGGAGAACAGUACAGAAACACAUUUAGUAAAUGCCAGUCAUUAUGUCGUCGGCGCUAACGAACCGAAGAUGGCUUUAGGCAUUGAGUUCUUUCAUGAAUACUAUCCGUUAUAUAAAGACUUCUUUGCCCGACUCGCUGUAAUCAAUGAAGAGGGAGUGAAAGGAGAAUCGGACAUAUUUUUGCAUAUAAACCAACCUCCAGAAGGAGGCGAAUGCACUAUCAAACCCGAUACUGGAUAUGCAUUGUUAGAUAAAUUUAAUGUCAGGUGUAGUGAUUGGAUGGAUCCCGAAGACAAACCAAUAGAAUACUAUGCAUAUUGGGUCAGAAAUGUUGAUUCGGGAAAUGUUCAGUACUUAAUGUAUGGACCGGACAGAUAUGUCAGUCUUAUACUACCGUACGGUAACUUUACGAUUGGUGCGGAUAUAAAGGACAAGGAGGGAGCCGUCACGCGAAUCAAUAUAACAGAUAUAUCAACACUAUUGCCGACCAGAAAAAUGUACGACACGUUUAUGCAAUCAAAAUCAUUGGACAACGUAGACGCUGCCGGAGAUCAGGCCCAAAUGAGCAUGGUCACACAAGCUCUGUCAUCUCUAAUGAAUGUCAAAAUGCCACGAACUCAACAAACGACUACAACUACUACUACUACAACAAUAGCCGCACCCAUCAGUGAUGAGCCGACAGAGCAAGAGAUUGAAGAGGCGACCCGUACUAAGGCUCGGAUGGUUAAGUCGGUUGAGGCACUCAUGAAUGUCGAUACACUUAAUAGUUUAGAACAAAUUGGAAGUGCAUUGACAUCACUAGCAGGUCGUGGCGAUGGCAUUGAUAACGAAGCCAAAGAAGUGAUAAUAAAGUUAUUAAACAAAACUGUUUCUAUGGCCGCCAAUGUUCAAGUGGAAAGUCCUCAACAAUUAAUUGACUUUUUAACAUUUGGUGUGGGAACAAUGGGUGGAAUUGUUAAUCGAAUGACUGAACAAAUAAUAUCCGGUAAAGUGCUGCCAACUGAUCGCUCCAAAGCCUGGAAUUUGGAUUACAGUGUGGAAGUGCCCGACGAAGAUGAAGAACCGGAUUAUAUAUUGGACAGCAAAACAUCAUUGAAUGAUGCGCUGGAAAAGGCUGUCAUUCAAUCUGAACGAAAGGCAGCGGAACUACAGAUCAGAUCAAUGAUUGAAUUAACCAUAAAAUUAGUGCUUUCAAUGCUCAGGAAUAUAGUGGUCGGAGAAAAACCAAUUGAAUUUGUUGCGCCCAGUGGUCUCACAUUAACUAUUGCUAUGUACCCAAAAGGUUCUCUAUCUAACCAAACCAUACGACACGGCGAUGCUAUUUAUGUAUUUCCUGAAGUCUGUGACAUAUUAGUUAAUGAAGAUCAGUGUACUGGUAAUGAAACAUUAGGAACACUGGCUGUUUCGUGGCCGGCAAUUCUCGAGUCUUAUGGCAAUAGUGUAGACCUAUUAUCUGCCGAUACAAAGACAUUGCAAUUGCUUGUUCUCAAUGAAAGUCUUCAUAUAUUAGAAGUUAGAAACACAAGUAAAUCAUUUAGUAUUAUAGUUCCGCGCAAAGGAUCAGAUAAUUCAGUGGAUGGAUCUCAAGCAUUGCCUGAAUCUACUUAUGUUUCGCCCAAAAUUAAAUGGUAUGAACGCAUGGUUUACCAUCAAUUUAUGGUUGAAAAGUCCGAUUCAGCUGUCAAUAUAGAGAUCGGACCGACAAAUCCUGAUUCAGAAUUACUGCUAUUUAUCAAACAUCGCGAUAAACCAAUGUUUGAUUACUACGACAUCCUUAUACCUCUAAGAGCCAUCAAAUCAAAGACGAGUGACUCAUUUGACAUAUUUUUGUCAAAUGAAAUCAUUGACAAUAGGACUGGAUUUUUCUACGUUGGAGUCGUUGAAGUCAACAAACGUGAACUCUUGGAGUCGAGUGAAGCCUAUAUUCUCGAUGAAAUUAUUGUCAACCAAAAUAUCUCUCAAUCCAAUUACACCGCCAGUGAAACCAAUUAUACAAUUCCCGGAAUUACCAGAGAUUUUACCACAAAUUACUCGAUGAGAAUAUUCACUUCUGGUUGUUAUUUCUAUGACUAUCACCGCAAACUCUGGUCAGCUGAGGGAUGCUUUGUUGAAAGCGCUAAUCAAAUGAUGACACAUUGCAAAUGCAAUCACUUGACAUCAUUUGGUUCGGGAUUUUUCAUUCAACCGAAUUCUAUAGACUUUUCAUAUGUUUUCGCAAACGCAGGCUUUGCUGACAACAUAACAAUUUAUAUGACAAUUGCUAUUACAAUAUGUUUAUAUAUAAUGCUAUUGAUUUGGGCGCGACAUGAGGAUAGGACAGACCUAACUAGAAUCGGUGCCACACCGUUGCCCGACAACGACCCGACAUCUAAAUAUUUGUACGAAAUAACUGUCUUCACCGGUGAUAGAGACGCUGCGGCCACUAAUUCUAAGGUCUAUUUUAUACUUUCGGGAGAAGACGACGAGACAGAAGUUAGACAUUUUGAUGAUCCUCACAGAAAAAUCUUUAGAAUGGGAGCCACAGAUACUUUUGUUUUGGCUGCUCAACGAAAACUAGGAAGACUUAACUACUGUCGCAUUUGGCACGACAACAGUGGUUCCGGAAAAUUCAGAUCGUGGUUCUUAAGCUUUAUUGUUGUCAAAGAUGUCCAAACAGGAGAAAAAUUUGAGUUUAUCUGCAAUAAAUGGUUGGCCGUGGAAAAGGAUGACGGAAUUGUCGACAGACUAUUACCAGUUGCAGGAAUAGGAGAAGCGACUGAAUUCUCGCAUUUGUUUCAACAGACGACCCAAAAGAACUUAGCCGACGGUCACCUUUGGUUCUCUGUCUUUAUGCGUCCGCCUAGAAGUCGCUUUACUAGAGUUCAAAGAGUUUCUUGUUGUAUGGCUUUACUGUAUCUUUCAAUGUUAGUAAACGCAAUGUGGUAUCAAAGAGUUCCACCAAAACCUUCGAGUGGUCUCGACUUCGGACCUUUUACUCUAUCACCCGAACAAAUCGGUGUCGGAUUCUUCUCUAAUCUUAUAGUAUUUCCGCCGACUUUCCUCAUUAUAUUCUUUUUUAGAAGAAGUCGUCUUCGAAAUCUAAGACCUUCUCGUAUUAGUGAAGCACUCAAAAAGCAGAACAUAUCGUAUCGACAGUCAAGUGCCAGCAGUCAAAGAUCUAUAAUUAGUAACAAUAAGGUUGGAUCAAAUGCAACAUUAGUUGCAAUCGACGGCGAAAAGAAAAACUCAUUUGAGAUGUUUAAUAUUGAGAACAAUAAAAGUGGUAAGAAAUCGAUUAAGAAGAAGAAGACAAAGUUUAUGCUUCCUUAUUGGUGUCGGUAUAUCGGUUGGGCUCUCUGUAUGCUAUCCAUUGCUAUCUCUAUAUUCUUUUUGUGGGCGUAUGGCAUACAAUUCGGCGACGAAAAGACCAAAAAAUGGAUCACUUCUUUAAUUGUAUCGUUCUUUGCAUCAAUUCUAGUGACACAACCCGUUAAAGUAUUCAUAACAGCACUUAUUUUAUCAACUCUUUUCAAAUCACCGGACAGUGAUGAGGAUGACAGUGAAGAGGAUGAAGAAGACUUGAACAUUGAUUUACUUCCUGAUGAAGAAUGGCUACACUGUGCAACACCUGUACGCAAGAAAGAUAGGUCACGUGUCUAUAGACCACCAAAUAUGACGGCACUCGAGAGGGCAAAACUGGAACGACUUAAAGAACUUAAAAUGACUGCAAUUCUUAAAGACAUUUUUUCUUAUUUGUUUUUCUUAUGGAUUCUAACUGUUGUCAGUUAUGGCAAUAGAGAUCCAAAUGCUUAUCUUAUGAAAGAAACUUUAGUGAAGACAUUUGUCGAGGGAAGCAAUGGUGGGGAAAACUUUAUGAAUGUUAGGGACGGAAAAAUGUUGUGGUCGUGGACUAACUCGACAUUAAUACCCGGCCUUUUAAUAGGAGAAUGGUAUAACGGAUUUCAAGCGUAUGGCUUAAGAGGAUUUCUGAACGAUAGAGUCAACAGAAUGAUGGGAUACGGUGUCCUCAGACAGGUCCGUAUUAAACCAAAUACAUGUCAAGUGGAGGAACGCAUCAAAAGAUUAACCACAGAUUGCAGAGCUUUUGCUAAUGUAUUAAAUGAAGACAGAAAAAGCUACAGAAUUGGUUGGUCUCAAGAAUCUGAUGCUUCUUAUGUUAACGAAUCGCUUCCUAUGAGUCGUAGUGGACAUCUUAAUCCAUCGAGAAGUAAAAAGGAUGAAUGGAAUUAUAGGAAACCAUCGGAAUUGGAUGGACUUCCCUUCUGGGGAAAACUUGACGUUUAUAGUGGAGGAGGUUUUGUUAUUGCAUUGAAAGGUUCGCGAACUGAUUUGUCUGAAAAAAUUAAAUCAAUGAAACAAAAUCAAUGGAUUGAUACCCGAACUCGGGCUAUAUUUGCCGAGUUUUCCGUAUACAACGCUCAGGUCAACCUAUUUGGUAUCGUCUCUCUGGUGGCUGAGUUCCAACCGGGCGGUGGUAUUAUACCGAACUAUAGGAUAGAUGUGGUCAGACUUAUGCGAUAUCAUCAAGGAUUUGGUUUAUUCAUAAUACUCUGUGAACUAACUUAUGUGGCAUUUAUUGUCUUUUUCACUGUUCGUGAAUUCAAGAAUUGGCAAAAUCAGGGAAAGUCUUAUUUCAAGAGUUACUGGAAUUGGGCUGAAGUUGUCAUCAUUUGUCUGUCAUAUGCAGCGAUGGGAUUAUAUGUCUACAGAAUAAUCUUAACCAAUCAUAUCCUAACAGUUUUUAAUACAACUCAUGGCAACGGAUACGUUAAGUUGCAAUACGUGACAACUAUUGACGAAAUUUUCGGUUAUAUCAUAGCGUUUACAACAUUUGUUGCAAUUUUGAAGUUUAUCCGUAUUUUGCGAUUCAAUAAAAGGAUGGGAAUCCUGUACUCAACACUCGCCCAAUGCUCUAAAGAUCUCAAAUCGUUUUGUAUAAUCUUCGGCACCGUUUUCUUCGCUUUUGUCCAAAUGUUUUAUCUAUUAUUUGGACUUCAAAUCAGCGACUUUUCAUCAUUUGUCAACUCGGCUGAGACUACCUUUGGAAUGGUUACGGGUAAGUUUGACUUUGAGGCCAUAUCAAUGGCGUCACCAUUCUUGGGUCCAUUGGCUUUCUUUAUGUUUGUAUUGAUCGCCGCAAUUGUCUUAAUCAAUAUAUUCCUCACAUUAAUUAUAAGCGCUUUUGAAACCGUUAAACACGAUGUGAUGAAACAAAAUAAUGAAUACGAAAUCAUGGAUUUCAUGCUUAAAAAAGUUAAAGCAAUGUUUGGUUUGGCAACAAAUCAGACCAAUCAUAGUGUCACUGAUACCGAGGACUCAAUGAAUACUAUUGAAGAACAGUUGACUUUAUUUCCGGAUAAAAUUGAUCGUCUCUUGCAUUACAUAAACGAUAUGUAUUUUGAUGGACAGCUUGAUGUCAACAACAAGAGUGCAAUGAAAAAGAUGUCAUUAAAUCAAAUGGUUAACAAUAGGGUCACUCCUCAGACUCAGACUAAUGAUAAACAAAAAAGAAGAAGAGGAAGUCGUGGCCGACAAAACCAGACACAAAUGGCACGAUUGAGUCAACCGAAGAUUCAGGUCUUGGAUUGGAUGGAAGUGGACGAAGAGCUGCAUAAUAAUCACAUGAACUAA
Messenger RNA from Oppia nitens, 9308 nucleotides. RefSeq lists its product as uncharacterized. The transcript is spliced from 22 exons. The record is from RefSeq and is a predicted model, not a curated record. Lineage: Eukaryota; Metazoa; Arthropoda; Arachnida; Sarcoptiformes; Oppiidae. Gene Ontology annotation, molecular function: calcium channel activity; calcium ion binding; protein binding. The coding region runs from base 42 to 9308 and encodes 3088 amino acids. Gene Ontology annotation, biological process: detection of mechanical stimulus. Gene Ontology annotation, cellular component: membrane.